Molecule: messenger RNA, 864 nt
Organism: Lasiosphaeria miniovina
Lineage: Eukaryota; Fungi; Ascomycota; Sordariomycetes; Sordariales; Lasiosphaeriaceae
Exons: 2
Coding region: 1-864 (287 amino acids)
Source: RefSeq, a predicted model, not a curated record
AUGUCAUUUGCGUGGGCAGCCCGCGAGCGCCAGCUGCUGGCGGAGCAAAACUUGAAGCCCGUCAUUGAGAAAGAGCUACUCACAAUAUCCCUCCUUGCAGAAGUUGCGGAGCUGCCUGCGGAACACGAAACGGGAAUCCGUCGAGGCGCUGACAUGGUCGUGGGCCUAGUGUCCGAAGCCGGUCCUGGCGGCGCCGACGAUGCCUGGUAUAAUUUCACCAUGGCCUUUUAUUCGGCAGUCAUGUCCACCGGCAACGACCUGAACCACAAAAACCUUGCAGGUCUCAUCGUUGCCGUGGCGGAAUGUGGAGCGGCGAGCGCUAGCGCCGAGGUCUCCCAGAUCCUGGGCCAGCUGAAGGGGUUCGGGUGGACGGCAAGGGAUCUCUGGAAUGGCCCCAAGACCUUGGGCACGUACCAGGACUCGCCCGAGGAAGCGCAGACGUCGUGGGUCAACCUCAACCGGUUCACGGCGCACCUCAGCUGCCUGCAGCGCACAAGGCCGGUAGAGGCUCUAGAACAGUGGCUCGAGGACUACGGUCUGUGGACCAUCGCGUCGGGGCUGGAGGACCCGGACACCACUGCGCGCGCCGAGCACAUCGAGCCCGCCAUCUGGUGGCUGCGCAUUGCCGGGCACGACAUCUUCAGCGACACGACCUGGGGCGCCCGCGACGGGAAUCCGCAGCCGGGCGUGCCUGAGCGUGACGGCCCGCUGUGGACUGCUAGGCUUGCUGAGGGGGCGAGUCAGGAAAGUCGCUGGGACUUUUGGAAGGAGAGACUGCGGCAGAUUGCGGCCGACAAUCGCGUCCCUGUGAAUACUAGGAAUUUGGCGAGUGACGCUUUGCAGGAGAUGGUGGGCCGGUGGUAA